Molecule: messenger RNA, 887 nt
Organism: Empidonax traillii (willow flycatcher)
Lineage: Eukaryota; Metazoa; Chordata; Aves; Passeriformes; Tyrannidae
Gene: CACNB4
Product: calcium voltage-gated channel auxiliary subunit beta 4
Exons: 10
Biological process (GO): neuromuscular junction development; calcium ion transmembrane transport; chemical synaptic transmission
Cellular component (GO): voltage-gated calcium channel complex
Molecular function (GO): protein binding; high voltage-gated calcium channel activity
Source: RefSeq, a predicted model, not a curated record
GCCGGGCCGGGAUCCGGGAGAGCCGGGAUAAGCGGGAUAACCGGGAGAGCCGGGCAGCGGCGAUCGGGGCGCCAUGGCCGCGGUGACCCGGGGCACCGCCACCCGCCGCAGCCGCCUCAAGCGCUCGGACGGCAGCACCACCUCCACCAGCUUCAUCCUGCGCCAGGGCUCAGCAGAUUCGUACACGAGCAGACCCUCGGACUCUGAUGUCUCUUUGGAAGAGGACAGGGAAGCAAUCCGCCAGGAAAGGGAGCAGCAGGCAGCCAUCCAGCUUGAGAGGGCCAAGUCCAAACCGGUAGCGUUUGCUGUGAAGACCAACGUGAGUUACUGUGGAGCUCUGGAUGAAGAUGUCCCUGUGCCAAGCACUGCCAUCUCUUUCGAUGCCAAGGACUUCCUGCACAUCAAAGAGAAAUACAACAACGACUGGUGGAUAGGGCGGCUGGUGAAGGAGGGCUGCGAGAUCGGCUUCAUCCCCAGCCCCCUGCGGCUGGAGAACAUCCGCAUCCAGCAGGAGCAGAAGAGGGGCCGCUUCCAUGGAGGGAAAUCCAGUGGGAAUUCCUCUUCAAGCCUUGGAGAGAUGGUUUCUGGCACGUUUCGGGCCACACCCACUGCCACAGCAAAACAGAAACAGAAAGUGACGGAGCACAUUCCCCCCUAUGACGUAGUGCCAUCGAUGAGACCUGUUGUCUUGGUGGGUCCAUCACUCAAAGGCUAUGAGGUGACAGACAUGAUGCAGAAAGCUCUCUUUGACUUCCUGAAGCACAGGUUUGAUGGCAGGAUAUCCAUCACCAGAGUGACAGCUGACAUCUCCCUGGCCAAGAGGUCUGUGCUCAACAACCCCAGCAAGAGGGCCAUCAUCGAGCGCUCCAACACCCGCUCCAGCCUGG